UUGGGAGACAGAUUCCAGCCCGCGGGCCGGUUUGGCCUUCCAGACUAUUUAUACCCCCCACAGAUACACACAGAGCCUCCUUACCAACAUUCAGAGGCUUGAAGCCUGCAGAAAAGCAUUUAUUGAACAUCAAGUGCUGCACAACAUUUACCUCCUGCUUCUGACCCCUAAAAACAAAGGUGAAACCAUUGAAGAACACCUGUUUCCAUCGUCUGGAGUAGUGGAAGAAUCCUGUUGUGUUUUUCAUGGAGAUAAUAGAUAAAAGCUCUUUGGGCGACUCGUUGGGGGACUCGUUGGGGGACUCGUUCGGGGGUCCACGUUGGGUUAACCCGGCUGUAGGUUAAAACAUUCUUCCUUUGAUUGUAAACUAAAGCGCGGGGGAAACGGCAUCCAGCGCGGCGCGUGACGCGGCGCGACGCCGUGCGGGUCAUGUGAGCCUCAUGAGCGGCUCCGGGGCGCCGCGUCACCGGCGGAACGCGGACCGGGACGGACGUGGGGGUUUUAAACGCCGGAGCCGCGCAGUGAGCGACACGCGAGGAGGUGCGGCGACCGCAGGACGGAUAAAGACUUUUAUGUCUAAAAUGGUGACUUUCUCUUGCUUUUAAGCGACCAGUGAAGUGGCCAUUGUGCAACGGCUAACGGCUCCCAUUAUCGGACAGCUAACCAACGGAAACGGUUUACGGCGGUGCUUCCAUUAACGGACAGACCUUCUUUUCCUUCGCUUCUCUCCGCCAUUCCCCCGAAAUAUCGACGACUGAACACAACUCUCGGCCUGCGAGUGGGAGAACUUCUCUCGGUCUCUUACAGAUUGGUGACAACAUGAACCGCGUGGUGUUGUAACGAGCAGCGGCAUCGAGUCCACGAUGUCAAAGUCGCCCCUCCUGAAGGUGAUCCUCCUGGGGGACGGCGGCGUCGGCAAGUCCUCGCUCAUGAACCGCUACGUCACCAGCAAGUUCGACUCGCACCUCCUCCACACCAUCGGCGUGGAGUUCCUCAACAAGGAGCUGGAGGUGGACGGCCGGCGCGUCACGCUGCAGAUCUGGGACACGGCGGGCCAGGAGCGCUUCCGCAGCCUGCGCACGCCUUUCUACCGCGGCUCCGACUGCUGCCUGCUGACCUUCAGCGUGGACGACGGACAGAGCUUCAGCAACCUGUCCAACUGGAAGAAGGAGUUCGCCUACUACGCCGACGUGAAGGACCCCGACCGCUUCCCCUUCGUGGUGCUGGGCAACAAGCUGGACGUGCCGGAGCGGCAGGUGUCGGGGGAGGACGCUCGCCAGUGGUGCCGCGAGAACGGCGGCCACCCCUACUUCGAGACCAGCGCCAAGGAGGCGACCAACGUGGGGUCGGCCUUCGAGGAGGCGGUGCGUCGCGUCCUGGCGGCGGACGACGGGGCCGAUCGCCUGGUUCACGCCAACACGGUGAACCUGCAGAGGAAGAGUGCGCCCGACUCCACCUGCUGCUGAGCCCGAGUGGCGCCCCGCCCGAGUGACGCGCCGCCCGAGUGACCCGCCGCGGGGGCUCGCCGGGCGCUUCGUCAGUUUGGCGGAGAAAGAGGAAGUGGUGGAAGCAUUUUUUUUAGAUCAAAACUGACUGAUGUUUUGUGGCGAUGUUCAGCAUUUCCAUCACACAAGGGACUCACAAACUGCUCGGUCUUCAUUUCCUGACAUGAUGGUCCUAUUUUAGGAAUAUUCAUUUAUACCUAGCAUCAAGGGACAGUUGGUGGUUCUGAGGCUUUUUAAAGCUUUGUUUGGCGUGAGUGAGGAACUCUAUUGUAUCAGCGGCUGAAAAUACACUACUGACGAAGCUGCGGUUGCAGGUUUUAGCCCACUGAAGGAGAAGUAUUAUUGAGAUUUGGUACUUAACUUAUCUAUGUUGAAUGAAGUGCUGCAACGGUACCGAAAAUUUGGUUAAUCAAAUAACGGAUAAGAAAGUUUAUUAUUGGGAUUGACUACUUUAGGCUUAGAUUACACACUAUAUAUAUUUCACUGUCAAAGGAUUUCUGAAUAUUUUUCUUUUCUACUGCAAUGAAUUUUCUUCCUUUUAGGACAAAUGACACCGUAAAGCUUCCAACAAUGGAACUGGAGAAAAAUCAUUCUUUAUUUUGUGCUUAAAAGUUUAAACGCAGUUCCAUCUUUGUCCACGAGGUGGCGCCAGCAGCGCGUGGCUGUUCUCCACCUCAAAGGCAAAAGGCAGCAGUGUUGAAUUCAGUGGUCAGCUCUGAAAGUUCUCCUUUUCCAACAAUGGAGAUGUCAAUCAAAUCCAGCUGGUCGGCUCACAGGCGCUAACGAACCAGCGAGAGUGAAAUCAGCUGGUGAGCCAAUCAAGCCAAUUAAGCCAAUUAGCUUUCACCUGUUGCACGAGUCACUGCUUGAUUCCAGCACACAAACACUACCAACCCUCAAAAAUGUUGGAUGUUUUAUUUAUUUAUUCGUGUCACAAUUAAUUUGCCAGCUGCUUCGUGUUGAAAUAACCCGAGUAAAAUGAACAGGUCAAGUUUGAGAAUUGAUUUGUCAAUCGUGUAAAUCCUCCUCUUGCAUGUAAGGAACUCUGACUGUUUCUGGACUAUUGGUUGAGAAAAACAUAAAAAUCAAUCUGGGAAAUUUA
Molecule: messenger RNA, 2607 nt
Organism: Gasterosteus aculeatus aculeatus (three-spined stickleback)
Lineage: Eukaryota; Metazoa; Chordata; Actinopteri; Perciformes; Gasterosteidae
Product: ras-related protein Rab-9A
Biological process (GO): Rab protein signal transduction; retrograde transport, endosome to Golgi
Cellular component (GO): lysosome; late endosome; phagocytic vesicle
Molecular function (GO): GTPase activity; GTP binding
Source: RefSeq, a predicted model, not a curated record